Messenger RNA from Serpula lacrymans var. lacrymans S7.9, 252 nucleotides. RefSeq lists its product as uncharacterized. NCBI's taxonomy places the organism in Eukaryota, Fungi, Basidiomycota, Agaricomycetes, Boletales, Serpulaceae. The transcript has a single exon. The annotation marks the transcript as partial. The record is from RefSeq and is a predicted model, not a curated record.
GACCAUGCUAUAGAAUUGAAGGACACCUUCAAACCGAGAAAAGGACACAUGAUACCACUUUCUGCUCUAGAAAGAGAUGAGGUAUCAAAUUUCAUAGAUGAACAGCUUAGGAAGGGUUACAUCAGACCUUCCAAAAGCCCUAUAACGUCCCUGGAGUUCUUCAUUCCUAAAAAGGAUGGUAAAAAGUGUAUGAUUAUGGACUAUCAUUACUUGAAUGAGUGCACGGUUGAAAAUGCGUAUUUGAUGCCUUUG